AGGCAAAGGGGAAGGGCCUGCUUUGCGGCCUGUGACGCGAAGGGGGCGUGGCUUCCGUGUUGCGCCUGCGCGAGCCCGCGAGGGAAGGAUAGGCCGCGCGGCGCACGGGCCUUUACGUGGGCGGUGCGUGCCGUGACGCCACGGGGCGCGGGAAACGCGUCAUAAUCCCCGGACCGGCCUUAGGAAUUGCCCGGCGCGCGCGACCUGCUCUUGGCUCCUCCUCCUCCACCUCCUUUUUUUUUCUCCCCCGGGCGGAUUCCAGGGACGCGUUUUCCUCGACGAGGCCUCAGUUUUGGAAAGAAGGUUUCAUCUCUCGUGAAGAUGUCUAAUGGUUAUGAGGAUCACAUGGCUGACGACUGCAGGGACGAUAUCGGAAGGACAAACUUAAUCGUCAACUACCUUCCUCAGAACAUGACCCAGGACGAGUUACGGAGCCUGUUUAGCAGCAUAGGGGAGGUUGAAUCCGCCAAGCUUAUCCGCGACAAAGUGGCAGGACACAGCUUGGGUUAUGGUUUUGUGAAUUAUGUGACCGCGAAAGACGCCGAAAGAGCCAUAAACACGCUGAACGGCCUGAGACUCCAGUCUAAAACUAUCAAGGUGUCGUACGCUCGGCCAAGCUCUGAGGUGAUUAAGGAUGCAAACUUAUACAUAAGUGGGCUGCCACGGACAAUGACACAGAAGGACGUUGAAGACAUGUUUUCACGGUUCGGACGCAUUAUCAACUCGCGUGUACUGGUUGAUCAGACUACAGGCUUAUCCCGUGGGGUUGCUUUCAUUCGGUUCGACAAGAGAUCGGAAGCCGAGGAAGCCAUUUCAAACUUCAACGGCCACAAGCCACCGGGCUCCUCCGAACCCAUCACGGUGAAGUUCGCAGCCAACCCAAACCAGAACAAAAACGUGGCCCUCCUGUCACAGCUCUACCACUCCCCAGCUAGACGGUUUGGGGGGCCUGUCCAUCACCAGGCCCAGAGAUUCAGGUUCUCUCCCAUGGGUGUAGAUCACAUGAGUGGGCUUUCUGGUGUAAAUGUCCCAGGAAACUCCUCUUCGGGCUGGUGUAUCUUCAUCUACAACCUCGGCCAAGAUGCCGAUGAGGGAAUCCUCUGGCAGAUGUUUGGCCCCUUUGGCGCGGUGACUAAUGUGAAAGUCAUCCGUGACUUCAACACCAACAAGUGUAAAGGCUUUGGCUUUGUGACAAUGACAAACUAUGAAGACGCCGCCAUGGCCAUAGCGAGUCUUAACGGCUACCGGCUGGGGGACAAAAUCUUACAGGUUUCCUUCAAAACCAACAAGUCCCACAAAUAACUUCGCUCUCGUGGCUUUUUUUUUUUUUCUUCCCUUCCCCCUUUCUUUUUUUUUUUUUUUUUUUUUUUUUUUUUUUGUAUGGAAUAGAGAUAAUUGAGUGACGAAAAAAGUUUGAGCCUUUUUUUUUUUUUUUUUUGUUAGUGUACCACUCAUUUCCUUUUUUUUUUGCGUGCGCGCCAAUUUCCCCGAAGUUGUUUGUCAUUAGCCUCAACGAAAAGUUUGGAAAGGAAAAACAAAGGGGGUUUUUUAAUACUCUGGGAUGCCACCGACAUGUUCAAAUGUUUUUGGGUUUUUAAAAGUACCGUAAUGGUUCUUUUUUUUUUUUUUUUAAAGUUCCUUUCGAAGUAAGUCCUGUUUGCGAACUCCCCUUUGGACACCCCACCCCCCAAAAAAGUCUCAAUGGACGAACCCAUUUGCACCUGGUGCCAGUGAAACAUCUGCUCCCUUAAGAGACUGCUGUUAAUGUCACCAAAUAGUGUUUGCUAAGGCAGGGCAUCAGCCAAAAACCCAGUUAAGGCCAGUUCUCUUAGUUAAUAGCAACUUCUCCUUUUGUCAAGAAAUUUGUUGGUGAAAAAUUUAACUUAUUGGUGAAAAAUGACAAGUUUGGAGAAUAUGAAAUAUCACCCCUGGGUAACAAUUUUGACCCCUGUAGGUGAAACCAAAACACCUUUUUAAUAGUGUGUUUUCCACCCCCUUGAAAAGCCCAGAUUCCAUAAAAAGGACCAAAGAGUUUUGAGAAAACUCGGGUAAUUUCAGAGUAAAAGAAAGGAAAAAUAAAAUAAGAUACUCCGGUCCCAACAUUGCCACUUCCUCCAAAUUCUUCGUUCCAAUAAACGUGUUUUUGUGCAUUUGCCUUCUGGUAAAACAAAUGUGGCAAGAUUUAACAUUCAUCUCCUCUCACAUAUUUUUAGUUGGAAUAACCGAGUUCUUAGAAUUCUCUUGUGAAGAUCUUACAAACAUUUGAGCAUCAUAAUUUUUUUUCCUUCCCUUCUAAUAAUUACUAGGAAUUUUUUUUCAUGUUUUAAUAGUUGACUUUGUUUUGACAAAUAGCUUUACAUAUUUGAAAACGCUCAGCAGAAAGGUACAUUAAAACUUGCAAGUUUGAGAUUACAACUUUUUUUUUUUUUUUGGUAGACUUAAAUGUUUUGAUUAAUCCCCAACGUUUUCUUCAGGCUGCCUUGAAACUUUUGAGUUCUGUUUUCUGUUAAUUUUCUUUUGCUUUUUUGUGUUUUUGUUUGUUUUUACUUUUGCAUUUAAGACCAAUUAAAUUUGAUUUGGUUUUGCUGAAAUUUUGUUUUGGUUUGUUGUUUUAAUUUUUCUCCCCCCCCUCCUGACCAUGUUUCACAGGACACCGCCCCCCCAACCUGAACGAUGACUUUUCUGAAUAAGAAUCAUUUGGGGAUUUUAAAAUCAACUGACUGGUAUGAGAGCAGGAAUUAACACAUUUGCAAUCGUUUUCAACCCACACGAUGAGAGUUAAUUGGCCCAGACCAAGUUUACAGCUUAAACUGGAUAUUCCGUAACAUACACAGUUGGCUAGAUCUGUAAGAGUUGUUAUGAACCAAACCUUUGGGCGAAGAGAAACCUUUAUCUAACUCUAAAAACCCGCUUUAAAACUGUGGAAAGCUUUGGGGAUCUCUCCUGCUUACGUCGGCUGAGAGGCAGGGCUGAUCCCGUUCUGGAUCUGCGAUGUUUGCAGAAGUACCCUUCUGGCCACAUUAUCUUUCCAUCAGUGCCCACAAUCUAGAACUUGGGACACUUACUAAGACUUAAAAGUGUGUUGAAAUCUCCCCGGCGGCUGGAAUAACACGUCACACACUGUCCUUGCAGGUGAAAGGCCCACCGGUGGAAACGAUGACGGUGGGUGGCUUGCCUUCACACAGCACGGCCGUGCGUGUUGAGGGACACACAACCGUUCCUCUUUUUUGUGUGUGUGUGUUGUGUGUGCCUGGAGAUGUGGCCCAUCCGAAGACUUCUACUCACCAAGCAAAGGCACACUGUGGCUGUGGUGAAACAACACCCCCUCCCUGCCCUCCCCCCAAGACCUCGAGUCUCUUGGGCGUAGAAACGCCAUUCCGGGAUUCCGGGAAUAUCCGCUUUGCUAUCCCGCUUUCAAUUGCACCUUUUUAUUUUUUAAGAAUUAACCUGUCUUAAGGUGGAGGGAUCCGUUUUACAAGCAGGGUUAUUUGGUCCCAAGAAGAUUAUACGCGGACCUAUUUGUUUGUUUGUUUAUAUUUAUUAAACUAAAUAGAUGGUCUCUUUUUUUUUUUUGAGGUCACUGCUGUCUUAAGCUGCCCUCACGUUUCGUGUUAAGUGAUUUGUGGCAAUAAGUUCAGAAAACCUUGUUUAGAGAUGCUGCUUUUUCGUUUUGUGCUUCUUAAAUCUUCCUGGACAGCCCUGAGGUGUUGUUUUUUUCUUUUUUUAAAAAAAGUUUGGCGUGUCAGGUUUACUUAACUUGUCUUUUGCAAAGUUGGAUUCACAAAAUCCCCACCUGGCUUCUUGAGCAAGACGGGUCUUUUCAGCGGCAUCCUUUUAAACUCUCUUUCGGUCGAAUUAACAGCCUAUGAAACCUCGACAUUCCAACUGGAACUAACCUGGGAUGACCAUGUUUUAAAAUCUCUCCCCAGUCAUUGGGAGUUAACAGGCCACUGCUUCGAACUGCAGUGCAUAUUUAUUUAUUUCAGGAGAAAUAACCGCUGGCUCCUGAAAUAAAAUUUCCCCCUUUUUACAGCUUCUAUUAAUCUUUGUGAUCUUUUUCUAUUGGAUGAUUCUUGAACGUAGCGUGAGAUCUCUUCUGUUAUUUUUUUUUCCCAGUCGUAUAAAAUGCUCCCUUGGUGUUUUUUGUUUUUUAAAAAUGUCCAAAGGAGUCUUGAUUACAAAUAUGUCGAUGAAGAGUAUUAAGCAUUUCUAACCCUCGGACAGAAAGCACUUCUUUUACGGUGCCCAUUCACUUCCUUUUAUAAUUCUCCGUUCUCAUUUUAAAGGCAGCUUCCACUGCAUGGCCUUGAGGAAUUCAUUGACGGUGCAUUACAGAUGUUCAUAGAGAUCUGUUAUCUCUGUGAAUGCCAAUUGUGGGAAUAAUCUGCCUUGUCUACUGGAACUUCUUUUUGCUGUCAUGGCUAAUUUCUCUGCUCCUGGGUUAGCUGCUCAGCUAAUCAGUUACAUUGGUUUCUCCGGUUUUCAUAAUAGCAAAAUUAAGAUUUCUUCAGGCCAAUGACAACCGCUAGCAUUGGUGUCCGUUCUGCAGGUUUUUAGUAUUUCUCCAGCUCUUUGUUAUUUGGGUUCGCCAGCCUUGCAUCUCCCCUCCGUCUUGCCCCUCUGAUCGCUGCCAAAUCUUCCCUAAUCUGCUUUUCGGAGCUCCGGUUUAGCUCCAGGAGAGGUCGAGGUGGAUUCCUGCUAAGAUAACGGUAUAGGACAAGAACCCAUUGAAACAUUUUGACAGGGGAUUUAAAAGGCCACUCUUCUCGCCACGGAAAAUGUCGAAAGCAAUGAGAUCCUUAAGCGGCAAAAGCAGGAGAUCCUGUACCACUCUGGGACCAUUCUCUCUUGCUACAUUCCUUUUCAAAUUCCAAUUUUAGUUGGAUCAUGACUAAAAGAAAAAAAAAUCGAAAGGAAUUAAGUCAGUUUCUUAAGGGGCUUUUGGGUAAAAUGGGUUUGAUCGUUUUCUUUUGUCUUGAUGUUUCCCUGGUUUCCAAAAGAAAUGGAAUUUUCUAAUAAGAUUGCCUUGCUGCCUACUCUCAGCACGGAGUCUGGCUCUUUCAGCAAGCUGGGAAAAAACGGGAUAUGCCCACAGGAUGUAUAAAAUGAAAAUGGAUUAUUAUUCUUUUUGGUUAGUUCGAGGUGACGGUAAGGGAAGAAGUAAUCCUUGCUGGUAUUGGACAAUUCAUGGUACCCUACUAAGAUAUAUUCUAGGCUGGAGGCAAUCCAUGGAAAACUUAGCGUACUCCAGAGAAUUGCCAAAGUCUGCUAGGGCGGUGAACAACUCUCUGCUUCAUCCAGAUACCUUCUUUACGGUUGUGUGCCAAAAAAUCUUGACAAAGUUGGCAGGAAAAGGCUAUUUACGUGACAAACUUUUCCCCCCCAUUUAGCUGUGCAAGCCCUUUUAUAUGGAUUAGUCUUUUUUAUCCCCCACGCCCUUCUCCGUUCUUUAAAGCUUUAUCCAUAAAUGUAUAUUAUCUUCUCGAUAGGAUAGGAGUAGGCUUGAAUCUUUUUUUUAAAAAAAAAUCGGAUUGGAUUUUUAUUACACUUUUUGUGGGGAGGGAGAAAUGAUUGCCUACACAUUGCAGAAAUAAUUUUUGCUAUUUGUCAGAUGUUCCUUCACCCAAAUGUUUAAUGGAUUAUAAAAUGUGUGCUCUCCUAAGCCAGUACAAGUUUUCCCUUCCUGAGCGAAAAAGGAUGAUGGCUUUGGUCUGCCAAGUUUUACUCACAAUGAGUAAAUUUUGCAGUUCUCAUACUGACAUAUCCACUGCUUUGUGAGGCUAAAUAUCUCCCUUUGGACUAGAAGUAAAUUUGCUGAGAGUUAUGCAUUAAAUGUGGGAUUGGCAGCAAAUUUCAUGCUUGCUAUAGUUCAGGAUGUGUCCUUUCUUAAAUAGCCCCCUCCCUCCUCUCCUCUCUCUCAUAAGCUAGCCCAUCAAUUCUCAAAAGAAGCUCCUUUGCAUAUUUAUUUUUUUUAAAUGAACAAAUGCACCUUAUUUUUGUUUUCAAGAGAGUACAGUUCUACAUCCUCCCCCCAAAUUAAAUAAAUGUUCUACCAAACAUUUAGUUCUUGGCUGUGUUUCUGUGAUGACAGCUGUCUCAAAAAAACCUCAACUUAAUUCCCUUGAAGGAAUAAACUUUUUUCAAGAUAAUGCGCUUGUGGCAAAUUUAGGUCGUCAAAAAUCAAUUCUUAAAAAAAAAUUACACUUGGCGAAAUAAAAGUGUGGAGCUUUCUUCUCCCUUGCAUUUGAAAGUUCAUGGGUUUUCUGAUCUGUAUCCUAUUUCCUUUAUAUAUAUAUAUAUAUAAAUACAUAUAUAUAUUUAAGAGGGUGUUCGUUGUAAUGUACAGGUUAUAACAAUCAGUGGCUAUUUUAGUUCAAUUUUUUUAAAGUUUAAAAUCCGAUACGUUCUACUCUUUGGCUGCUUAUUUGUAGCAUUCUUGUCUAACGGAGUUUUUCCAGGUUGAGAAUAAGUUAGUUGUGUUGUUUCCCCCAGUGCAUGGUUUAAAAAUAAACAGGAAACAAAUCUCGGUGGGGACACCCAGCAUCACACAGCGACUAGCUUGUGUUGCAUCUGCUCGGAGGCAGAUUUGCUGGUAUUUUUAUGGGAGGUGGGUGGGCUUUCCUUGGGAGGGCAAGAUGGGAUUUUUUUCAAUUAUUAUUUUUUAUGUAGUGUGAACUGAAAUUUCUCUUUAUUUUUGUCAGGCGGUAGCAAAAAAAACCCAUGACAGUAUAACUGCCACCACCUCUCUCUCUCUCUCUGCUUAAUUGCGUAUUGAGUUCUGCAAACAAGUUAACUCUUCCGCAGAGUUUUGCUCUCUUGGUAUUUUUUUUGUUUUUGUCGUUCAAUUUCAAUCACUUUUCACGAGACCCAUUUCAGAAGAAAUUGAAGGGAAACGUUGAGGCACACUUUCUUUGCUCCACACUUUCUCUCUGGCAGGACCGGUGCCGUCUUACCAAGUGGGAGUUUGGCCGUAGCUUCAGUAGGAUACAAACGACAACACCCCCCCCCGCCCUCUCCCCCCCCCCGCCCUUUUAGUCUUGCUUGGCUUCCUUUUUCAACUGAUGUUUAACUUUUUCCCCCUCCCCUUUUUUCUUUUUCUUUUUUGUAAAGCCCCCCCGUCUGUGCAACGGAAGGCUUUUAUCGGUUUCCCCCCGUACUGUACAGUAUAUAUGCUUAAGAUAACUUUUUUUUGUAUAUUUAGCGUGUUUUUAAGUUAUUGAUUUUGUUUUAUAUCAAAAAUAAUUUAUUUUUCAGGUACCACUUUUUUCAUUUUAACUUUGUUUUUAACAUGGGUUUACUUUAAAUAAAGUAUGACGCUGCUA
This is a messenger RNA of Thamnophis elegans (Western terrestrial garter snake), 7322 nucleotides long. It is a transcript of the gene ELAVL1, whose product is annotated as ELAV like RNA binding protein 1. Gene Ontology annotation, molecular function: RNA binding. Lineage: Eukaryota; Metazoa; Chordata; Lepidosauria; Squamata; Natricidae. The transcript has 6 exons. The coding region runs from base 322 to 1302 and encodes 326 amino acids. Gene Ontology annotation, cellular component: ribonucleoprotein complex. The record is from RefSeq and is a predicted model, not a curated record.